AUGUCGGUAUCUGUCCUGUUCGUCGAUGAUGACGCACCGAUGCUCCGCGCCCUAAAGCGCGAGUUCUCAUACGAGUACGAUCUCUCCGUAGCCUACUCCGCCGCGGAAGCUCAAACGUUGAUAAGCGGGCAUCGACGCUUCGACGUUGUCAUCAGCGACGUGACGAUGCCUGGAAUGAACGAGCUCGAGUUUAUCGACCGGGCAGCGCCGCAGAAUCCGCACACAUCGUUCAUCGUGCUCACGGACAACUGCGAUGCUGAGACGCACGCACGAGCCAGCUCGAUGCCCGCGGUCGUCCGCGUCCUAACGAAGCCUGCGAGCCGUGAGUUGAUUCUAGAGGCGAUUGGCGAGGCAGUGAGCCGGAAGCGUUCCGCUCUUGUUGGCCUGGCGCUCGUCGGCUUGCUGUCUGCGUUCUCGAUCGCGGCGGCGGAAGCCCAUUGGCCCAGCGUGACCCGGAUCGAGCACGACAACAGGCAUAGCAGCCUUCUUGUCUUCAUUCAUCCGCGCUGUCAAUGCAGCCGUAGCAUCGUCGAUCAGGUGCUCAGCGUCACCGAGACAGCAGAAGUGCCCAUCAGGGCAACGUUUGUCUUCUACUGCCCUGACGGCGAGCCCGACGAGUGGGUUCAGAAUGAAUCCUGGAGCCGGCUCAACGACGCGGGCAAGUACACGCUCCUCGUCGACCGCGGCGGAAUCGAGGCGGAACGGUUCAAUGCCUCUUCUUCCGGGCAUUGCCUCCUCUUCGAUAUCAACCGGCGUCUGCUAUUCAGCGGGGGCCUUGCUGCGGGGAAAGACGGAAUGCCGUCGCCUCCAGCCCUCGAUGCGCUGGGGACGCACUUGUCGGGACGCCGCGAAGCGGUCUCUGCAUUUCCGGUGGUUGGCUGCGACUUGCAAGAGCAAUCAUUUCUUUCCGAGUACGACUUCUUCACGAAUUACGGCAACUACAUGCCGCGAAUCCACUGUCUCCAAACGGCGGAGGGAAGGCCGGAGGAGCGUGAUCGCGACCCCAAGCUGAUGGAUCUGGCCUGGAUUUUCUUCUUCUGUGGAAUCUCUGGGUAUGGGAUCUCCACAGUCAUCUUCUUUUGGCCAGCCUAUCGGCUCCUGGCGCUAUUUCUACUCCUGCUGGCGAUCGUGACGUGGAGAUUCGCCUACGACCUCAAGCCGUUUGAAGAGUCUUUCUCCGCGAAGCGCGUAGGACGCCAAACGAGGGAGUCGCUAGAAGAGGAGAUCGCCGAGUCCGUUGCCCGCGAGUCAGAAAGUCGAGAAGCCUACCGUGUGUCGCAGGCGAUACUUGACUCGCUGCCAUCUCACGUCUGCAUAUUGAAUACACGGGGCGAGGUCAUCCUGACUAACGCAAGGUGGAACCGGUUCGCCGUAAAUAAUGGCGGUGACGAGGCCUACCUCCUUGCUAACUACCUCGACAUUUGCCGAUCGGCGACGGGUGAAUGCCGUUCUAACGCGUUAGCGCUGGCGGAAGCGAUCGAACGGAUCAUCUCCGAAGGCUCGGGGAGCUACACGGCGGAAUACGCCUGUCACUCAGAACAUCAGCAGCGUUGGUUUGAGGUCUGCGUGAUGCCCGUCGAGAAGCACUUAGAGGGAGCAACCAUUGUUACUCAUACGGACAUCACGAGUCGUGUGCUUGCGGAGAAAGAAGCUCAAGCACAACGGGAAGAGGCCGAGCGGUUGGCCCUUGUCGCCAAGUACACCGAUAACGCCGUCGUUAUUACCGACCACGAAGUACGGAUCGAGUGGGUAAACGAUGGCUUUACUCGCUUGACGGGAUUCACACUCGAUGAGGUGAGGGGCAAGGUUCCUGGGGAGGUGCUCCAAGGCGUAAACACGGAUCAGUCCACUGUCGAGUUCAUGACCGAACGGAUCUCUCGCAAGCAGGGGUUCGACGUGGAGAUCGUGAACUACAGCAAGGCCGGGAAAGAGUACUGGCUCGCGAUGGAGGUGCGUCCGAUUGAAGACGCGAACAGGAAUGUCAACAAAUAUAUUGCGAUCGAGAGCGACAUCACCGAUCGGAAACGCCGCGAACAGGAACUUGCUGACCUGAACCGUGAGCUAUCAGAACAGAACAAGGCGAUCUGUGCUGAGCGUCGCUUGCUGACAACGAUCAUUGAUAGCCUGCCUCAGGCGAUCUUCUGGAAGGACCAAUCUUCGACAUACGUUGGUUGCAAUUCGGUCUUCGCCGAGUUGGUCGGAAUGCGGAGUCCUGCUGAUAUCGCGGGAAGGACCGAUUUCGAUCUGGCCUGGAGCCAAGACGUUAUGGUCAAUGUCGAGCAGACGCAAUCACUUAGUUGCGGGACACAGAAGACAAUCUGGACGAGUAAGACCCCUCUAUUCGAUGAGCACGGAGCCAUUGUUGGGUUGGUUGGCGCCUUCACCGACAUCACCAAUCAAAAGCAGAUCGAGCGGCGGCUAGCGCAAGCCGAAAAACUCGAAUCCAUCGGUCGAUUGGCGUCUGGCGUUGCUCACGAAAUUAACACACCGAUGCAGUUCAUUGGCUGCAACGUCAGCUAUCUUAGCCGGAUCGUAGAACAGUGGACGGGGUUGCAGACCGCCGUCAGCGUCUUACUCAACGGCGAGGGCAGCGGAGGACUUGAACGGCUCCGCGAGACUCUCCCUAGCGAAGAUAUCCUCCGGAGCAGUGAAGAAGCACUCGCCGACUGCCGCCUGGGUGUCGAGCGCGUCUCCGAGAUCAUCGGCGCGAUGAAGGAGUUCGCCCAUCCGGGCAGCGACGACAGCAUGCCGUUUGACAUCAAUCGCAGUAUCCAGAACGCCGCCACACUCACUAAGAACGCGACCAAGCAGCACGCGGUCGUCGAACUCGACCUUGCCGAGUGUGGGUUAGUGCAGGGGUCGGCGUCGUCGAUGAGCCAAGCACUCGUCAAUUUGAUCGUCAAUGCGGCCGACGCGAUCGAGGAAGCCAGCGACGGGGGGAUAGUCCCCGGUCACAUCACGAUCUCCACCCGCCAGUUUGAAGACCGGGUGGUGGUGCGGGUCGUGGACACGGGGUGCGGCAUGAGCCCGGAAGUCGCCGCGCGGGCGUUCGACCCGUUCUUCACGACCAAGGGUGUCGGCAAGGGAAGCGGCCAGGGUCUGGCCAUUGCCUAUAACGCCGUUGUCGAGAAGUGCGGCGGUGAGAUCAAGGUCGACUCCAACCCGGGAGAGGGAACGACCUUCACCAUCUCACUGCCAGUCGCAUACCACGAGGAUAGCUUGAUGAAGGUCAGCUCGGUGACAAGCUAG
Molecule: messenger RNA, 3249 nt
Organism: Symbiodinium sp. CCMP2456
Lineage: Eukaryota; Dinophyceae; Suessiales; Symbiodiniaceae
Source: the annotation of a GenBank genome assembly